AUGGCUGAGGAAGAAAAAGGAACUUCAGCCUGGCAUAGAGUCCCUACCUGGGAUGGAAGCCCUGCGACAUGGCGGGCGUUCAAGCGUGAGAUGGCUUGGUGGACUUCCUCGCUGAAUCUGGAGGACACCAAGAAGUACAAUUUGGUGGCGAGAUGGCUGCUGAGGCAGACAGGUGCGGUGAGGGCCCGAGGUGAAGAAUUCGAGCCCCAUGAAUUGGAGUAUCGAAAAGAAGUUUCCACCAUAGACUCUCUGACGAAUGAGAAGGUGAUCACAGUGACGGAAGACCCUUUUAGCCAUUUCUACUUGGAGCUGAAGCGGAGGCCAUGCGAAAGGUUGUCAGAGUUUUGCACUCGCUUCAGAACCUUGGUGGCCGAGAUGAAACAGGAGGGCAUUGUUCUUCCUGAUGGAGAACUUGGAUGGUUCCUGAAAUCGAAGCUUGGUUUGGAUCCGUUGAGGUCUCAACUUCUUGAGACGGCAUUGGCUGGCCGGGAAUCCUAUGAUGCUGUGGAAGGUGAAGUUCUGCGGUUGUUCAAGGAUCUGCAUACGGCUGACCCUUUGUACCGGAAAUCCAACUUGACUUCGGAUGGUAAGGGACCUCCUACCCGAGCUCUUCAGCCCCUUCAGUUGCAAGCUCUGGCCAAAAGUCGCUCCGAUCCUUUGCUCCUCGCACAUGUUGCGGAGUUGGAUGAUGAAACAAUGAUGGAAGAGCCUGAAGAUGUUGAACCAGAUGAAGAAGGUAGUCCUGAGGGUCACCAUGCGUUUUCACUUGAGGAAGUUUUGCAAGCCGAAGCUGAAGGACUUGCGGCUGAGUUGGAACAGGCAGAACAUGAAGGAAUAGAUGUUGAUGUGCUUAACGAGCUGGAAACAGGUGUUGAGCAGGCAGCUGAGAGUCUGAUCACUAUGCGUGAGGCUCGUGGGAAGUUGGCUGAAGUCCGAAAUGACCGAGGUUACGGAAGGACCAGUGGCAGUUCCUCCAGUCCUGGAAAGGGCAAACCUCAUGGCAAUCAAGCGACUGCCAGAAAACAGAGUGGCAAGCAUCCAUGUUGGGACUGCAAUGAACAUGGACAUUGGGCAGGUGAUCCACAAUGCCCCAAACCUGGUGCUGGCCUUGGAAAGAAACGCCAAACUUCUCAAGGUCGUCAUGUGAAGAUUGCCGAAGCCUACAAUACUGAGCUUGUGGUUGGGCCUCCCCGUGAAACUGCUGCCGCAAACGUUGUGGAACAUGAAGUCUCCAUGGUUCAGCUGGACCGUGGACGGAGCCUUGAUGAAGCCUUCCAGAACUCCCAAUCCAAGUGUGCGGAGGUGAAUAGUGCCAAUGAGCCCUCGCUCUCCUGGGACAAAAAGCUGGUUGGUGCGUUGGACUCUGCGUGCAACCGAACUUGCACCGGCACUACAUGGUUAAACAGCUAUCUCCUCAACCUCAAGGAUGCUCCCCCUGAAAUCCAAGCUUUAGUUUGCCAUGAACCAGAGAAGGAGACCUUUCGUUUUGGGAAUGGUGCCACCAAAGUUAGUUUGGAGCGCUGGCGACUUCCAACUAUGAUCGGUUCAACCUUGGUUUUAUUUUGGACUUCAGUGGUGCCAGUGAGUUCUUUGGGUUUGCUUUUGGGCCGAGAUUUCAUGGAUGCCAUCGGCGCUGUUUUGAGUUUUUCCAGAAAGGCAUUGCGAUGUGACCACCUCAACAGUGGCGUGAUUCCGCUCAGGCAGUUGCAAGCUGGGCACUUCAUGCUGCCGCUGCUGCCGGAGAGAUGGUGCAGGCCUGGGUUGCAAAGAUGGUGUCGUUUGGGGCAAGACAAUGUCAUUGAGUUGCAAGUGAGUGGAACAGAAUGGGUUCGUCGAAAACUUGCAGCACAAGGUUUGAUUCCAUGCAAACAACAUGAACAUUUGGUGACUGAAUGGAGUGAGAAAGCGGCUGAUGUGAAGUUUUCGGGUUUGCAACCUUUGUCACAUGUUUUUCAACCUGCCCCUGCGGUUCAAGUCAGUAUGAAGCAGGGCAAACAGCCUGGUUCUCUCACGUCUCCAUCCUCUCCUACCAGUUGUGUUCGUGAUGCAAAGACCUCCUUUGGACGGAGGCAAAGCGUUGACAGCCGCUCGUGCGCUGACCAGAUGGCGCAGAAUGGUGGCACGAAAGUUCGAAAGGGCCGUUUGGCAUGCUUUUGGACAGCUCUUGUGGCUUGUGCAGCGGCCUUACCUGAGGUGAAUAUGCACGAGUGCAUGCAGCUGCGCAACCGCAUGGGCAUAGAGCAUUGCUUUGUGGAAGACCCCAUGCUGACUGGAAUGAUGGCAGCCCGAUCCAACAGGGGCCUCAACCUGAGACUUCGAGCUGGAGUGAUUGCAGAAGCCAAAGCCGAAGCCAAACGCCUCAAAGACGAGAAGGCCAAGGUGGAAGCAGUCAGGUCGUUGAUUGGACCGAGAGGUGGAUUGCCAACUCUUCGCGACGAUUUGUUGCGCCUUGCAACUCUGCUGCAUGUGGAGAUCGCAGAUCGCGACACGACCGAGGUGCUCAAGACCAAGAUUCGUCCAGUGGUGGAAAGUUUGAAGGGUCCUCUGGCCGAAGUGAAGUCAAGCGGAUCUUCAACCGAGCACUUCGAGGUUGGCACUCCCACUGCGGCCGCAAAGGCCAAAUCAGCUCCGAAGCCUCAGCCAAUGGAAUUGCCAAGUCCAGUGCAGCCAGAAGCUAAAAUGUCGAACGAAGAGCUUCGAGCACUUUUGAAAGAGCAAGAGACCAAGUACACCACCAUGAUCAACCAGAUGUACCAGCACAUCAUGAUGGUGCAAAGCAAUGCUGCUUCAAUGAUGCCUCCCCUGACUAUGGGAGAUCUUCCGGAUGCACAGAUGGCUCCUCAAGGUUGGACAGACGAAGAGAUCCAACAGAUGAAUGCCGAAUGUCAGCUGGAGAUGGAUCGAGACGGCACCUUGAGCCUCUCCGAAGUGAGUUCCUCUAUGACAGGUGUCAAGCCUGGCCAACGGCAGCUGAUCUCUCAAGCUUGGGAGAAGCAUGUGGCAGACCGGAAGAAAACUUCAGUGACCAAAGCUCAGAUCAAUGAUGCCUUUGAAACUAUGUGGACGGCAGAAAUGGAAUCCUUCAUGAAUGAGACCUUCCUGGCCAACAUUCAUUUGCCCUCCACGACUCCUGCAGAAGCACAGAAGCGUGGACAUUGCACUGGUCCACCCAUGUCUUUGGAGACAGGCUGGGAUUUUCUGAAUCCAAUGCACCGACGGCAAGCCUUUAGAUGGGUGCGAGAGAACAAGCCUUUUUUUUUGGUUUUGGCAUUUCCUUUCAACUUUUGGACUUUGUUGCUGGGAUUGAAUCCUCCAAAAGAUCCUGAAGCUCACUAUGAGAAAGGCAUUACUCUCCUCCGUUUUGCAUUGCUGCUUGCUCAAGAGCAAAUCAGGCAUGGCCGUCACUACAUUUUGGGGAACCCUGCUGGCUCUAAGGCAUGGAAACUUCAGGAAAUGUUGGAAUGGUUGGAAAAGUUUAAAGCCUUGAUGGUGAAGUUCGAUCAAUGCAGAUUUGGGCUUCGUUGCGGUGCGACUGGACUUUUGCACCAGAAGCCGACAUGUUUGGCCACUUCUUCUCAGGCCGUGAUUUCAAAGUUUGUGAACAAGCGUUGCAUGCGCAACCACUUGCAUGCGCAGGUGAUUGGAGGUAGCAAAGUUACAGCUCCUGCGGGGCGGUACCCUCCUUUGAUGGCACGCGCCAUCGUUCAAGCUUUGGAGGAACAGUUUGAGUUUGAUUUUGGUCGGCAGUUGGCUGACAGUGUGAAUUUUCCAAGCCAUGGAGUUCAAGCUCUGGAAGAUGAACUCGAUGCUGAAGUGGAAGCUGCUGGCGGCAAUGUGCCGCAUCCUCCAGAUGAAGGUGAAGCCGUUAGAUUCUUGGAUGAUGACAGUGGCUCAGAUGUUGCAGUUCCAGAGCAUCCCAAAGCAAGCCUCGCUGUCAUGCAAGCUGUCAAAAGAUUGCAUGAAUCAACCGGACACAGAAGUCCGAAGCGUCUUGCAAGAGCUUUAGCCAUCAGUGGCGCUCCUGUGGAAACAGUAGUUGCAGCAAAAGCCUUGAAAUGUGAUGUUUGUGCUGAACGCCGCAAGGCAAAACCUCCAAAGCCGGCAUCAUUGCCGACACCCAAAGACACCAGUGACCAGGUCUUCAUCGACCUCUUUCAUGUGUAUGAUGCCGCAGACACCAAGUAUGUCAUUGUGCACAUGACUGACUAUACAUCCAGAUAUCAAAUGGCAGGUGUUUUGGAUGGAAAGUCUUCAGCCGAGGUGACGUCUUUCAUCAAGCAGAACUGGCUUCCAUUGAUGGGUCCACCACGUGUUUUGGUUGCUGACCAUGGGUGCGAAUUUGUCUCCCAUGAGUUUGAGACCUUUUGCGCUGGCCUUGGGAUCUAUGUCUAUUUUACUGGCAUUGGUUCUCCAAGAAUGGUGUUGCUGAGCGAUCUGGUGGCGUGCUGA
Messenger RNA from Cladocopium goreaui, 4449 nucleotides. Lineage: Eukaryota; Dinophyceae; Suessiales; Symbiodiniaceae. The record is from the annotation of a GenBank genome assembly.